Messenger RNA from Labeo rohita (rohu), 1483 nucleotides. RefSeq names its product ganglioside induced differentiation associated protein 1 (gene gdap1). NCBI's taxonomy places the organism in Eukaryota, Metazoa, Chordata, Actinopteri, Cypriniformes, Cyprinidae. Gene Ontology annotation, biological process: mitochondrial fission; mitochondrial fusion. Gene Ontology annotation, cellular component: mitochondrial outer membrane. The record is from RefSeq and is a predicted model, not a curated record. The coding region runs from base 192 to 1280 and encodes 362 amino acids. The transcript is spliced from 6 exons.
CGCUGACUACCUAGACAGCAUCUGUGGGCAUCAUAUUGGUGUGUAGCUACCAGUUUCAAGGCGCCUUGAAAUACACGGAUACUUGCUUGUGAGUUCAAUAAACACUUAAGCGUUUAAAGCCCAAGAAUGCUGCACACUAGUAAGACGCACGAACAUGCCGUCGAAGGCAGCUAGGUUUUGAAACACAGCCAAUGACUGAUAAAAUGGCGGUGGAAAACAUCGGUGAAUCUCAGGAUGAGAAGGAAAUUCUUCUUAAGUCGGAGGAUAGCGGUGAGGUUGUUGAGAAAACAAAAGACAAAGAGUCCAAACUUAUUUUGUAUCAUUGGACUCAGUCAUUCAGCUCUCAGAAGGUGAGACUGGCAAUAGCUGAGAAGGGUCUUCGGUGUGAGGAGUAUGAUGUGAGUCUGCCUCUGAGCGAACACAAUGAGCCCUGGUUUAUGCGUCUGAACCCCACCGGAGAGGUUCCUGUGCUGGUUCACAAUGACAAUGUCAUCUGUGACCCCACACAAAUCAUGGACUAUUUGGAGCAGAACUUCUGUGAUGAGCACACUCCAAAGCUGAUCCCAGAAGAGGGAAGCACCUAUUAUCAUCGAGUUCAGCAUUACAGAGAGCUGCUGGACUCCCUGCAGAUGGAUGCGUACACCCAUGGCUGCAUCCUCCACCCAGAGAUCACCGUAGACUCCCACAUCCCAGCUUACGCCACCACCCACAUUCGCACACAGAUUUUAAACACAGAAUCCGAGCUUAAGAAACUAGCAGCGGAGAAUCCCGACCUUAAAGAUGCUUAUAUUGCAAAACAGAGACGUCUGAAAAGUAAAUUGUUUGACCAUGAUAACAUGAAAUAUCUGAAGAAACUCCUGGAUGAACUAGAGAAUGUUUUGGAUCAAGUCGAGACAGAGCUGCAGAGGAGGAUUGAGGAGACACCAGAAGAGGGCAGUCAGCAGGCUUGGCUUUGUGGUGAGUUCUUUAGCAUUGCUGAUGUCUCCCUCGCUGUCACUCUUCACCGCCUCAAGUUCCUGGGUCUGUCCCGUCGGUACUGGGGAAAUGGGACCCGGGUCAACCUGGAGACCUAUUACGAGCGUGUCCUGGACCGGCCAGCUUUCCGCAGAGUGCUUGGACAUGUCAAUAACAUCCUCAUAUCUGCUGUUCUACCCACUGCAUUCAGGGUGGCAAAGAAAAAGGCUCCAGCCUUUGUUGGUGCCACUUUAUUGGUUGGCUUGAUAGGGGGCGCCACUUACCUGGCUUUUACUUAUUUUAAAAGGAGAUUUCUAGUGUCUUGAAACAGCUAUUGGGACUCAUUUAACAUUGCUCUGUCUUGUAUAUGUUUAUUGUCACAUUUGGCUUAUAUAUACUGUAACAGUUUGAUGAUGGUUGCACAAGAAGCACUUUUUUGCCAUUAUAUGAAGCAAAGCAGUUUGAGAAAUAGCCACAAUGUAUCUUUCCAUUGAUAGGUUCAUUAAAUAGGCUUCAAUUCAUGCUGUAG